Fusarium keratoplasticum is the source of this 1602-nucleotide messenger RNA. Its product is annotated as 3-phytase. The record is from RefSeq and is a predicted model, not a curated record. NCBI's taxonomy places the organism in Eukaryota, Fungi, Ascomycota, Sordariomycetes, Hypocreales, Nectriaceae. Gene Ontology annotation, molecular function: acid phosphatase activity. Bases 1 to 1602 code for a protein of 533 amino acids. The transcript is spliced from 2 exons.
AUGGUGCAUCUUGGGCGGCGCGCCGGAGACGAGGACGACGCGCCUCCCAUCGCGGAUCACCGGGACGACGACGACGACAUGUCUGAUUCUGACCCCGAGAGGGGACGCCUGCUUCAUCAUGACGACGAUGAUGGUGUUGAUACAGAGAGCCGCUCGGACGCUGAGCGGCUUGAGAGCUGGCAUGAGGAGCACCGCCGUCGUGAGACGAGACGAUGGAGCUACCUCGUCAUGGUCAUCAGCACCAUCGCAUUAACUACAGUCCUCGGCUUCUGGGUCCGCAAUGGAACUCGACCGGUUGGGUGUGAGUAUGAUGGGAGCUGUAAUGACAUCUCUCGGCUCUGGGGGCAGUACUCUGCAUACUUCUCAAUCCCGUCUGAGCUUGAUGCUUCAACCCCAGGCGAGUGUGAUGUGACGUUUGCACUCGUCUUGUCCCGUCAUGGGGCCAGAUACCCAACCGCCAGCAAGUCUGCAGCAUACAACGCUACCAUUGCCCGCAUCCAAAAGUCUGCCACUAUGUAUGGCAAGAACUACAAGUGGCUCAAGGAAUAUACCUACACCCUGGGUGCUGAAGACCUGACUGAGUUUGGCCAGCAGCAGAUGGUCGACUCUGGCAGGGCCUUUUAUGAACGGUACAUGGGACUCGCCGAGAAGACGGAGCCGUUUGUUCGGGCAUCGGGCUCGGAUCGGGUCAUCAUGUCGUCUUACAACUUUACACAGGGCUUUUAUGCAUCGCGAGGAGAGUCUGGAGACGAUUAUACUCGGGAUGUCCUCAUCAUCCCUGAGGAACCUGGCGUCAACAACACCAUGUCGCAUGGAUCGUGCGCCUCAUUUGAAAGCGAUAAAGUUCCCAAAGACGCAGACGAAAAGGCCGAAGUUGCGUGGGGAGCGAGAUUCCUCCCCGAGAUUCGAAAUAGGUUGAAUCACCACCUACCAGGAGUCAACCUGACGCUGGAGGAAACCAUCUACAUGAUGGACAUGUGCCCGUUCCACGCGGCCGACACUCCCGACGGCGCUGGUCACUCGAGGUUCUGCGACCUCUUCACUAAGGCAGACUGGCGAAGUUACGACUACUACAUGACCCUAAGCAAGUUCUACAAGUUUGGCAACGGCAAUGCCUUGGGGCCGACACAAGGUGUUGGAUAUGUCAACGAGCUCGUCUCACGCUUGACAGGGCAGCCUGUUGACGACCACACCACGACCAACAGCACAUUGGACUCAUCACCAAAGACGUUCCCUCUUGACCGGGCCCUUUACGCAGACUUUAGCCACGACAACAGCAUGGUCUCCAUCUUCUCGGCACUGGGCUUGUACAACUCAACCACCCUGCUGCCAAAGGACCACAUUGUGCCCGCCAUCAAGGCACACGGCUACUCAUCAACAUGGGUAGUUCCUUUUGGAGCACGAAUGUACGUCGAGAAGCUCGAGUGCGGCGCCAUCAGGAAUGAUAAGAGGGACGAGUACGUGCGAGUCCUGGUCAACGACCGUGUGAUGCCGCUAGAGACCUGCGGAGGCGACGAGUACGGUCUCUGCAGACUAGAAGACUUUGUGGAGAGUCUGUCGUUUGCCGCCGCGGGAGGUCACUGGGAUCGAUGCGGUGGAUAA